AUGUCUUUAACACAUUCAGUUAGUACUAAUUCAACAUCGUCUUCAGCUACAGUGUCAACUAUGCCUCCGAAUAAAGAAACAAUAGAUCCAUCAAAUAUUUUAUAUAAUGAUCGACAAAAUUAUCAAGCAAUAUUUUCGAAUGAUUCGCGAUUUUUUGAUACUAGUCUACACUUAUUUAAAUCAUAUUGUGAGUUAGGUUAUAUUCAAUUAGAUAAUAAAAAAUCUAAAAGAAAUUCAUAUAUUUCCUCUUCAACCAAUACUCCGAAACCACCAUCAAAUGGAUUUAACAGCCGUGGGCGACCUAAAUCAACUGGAUUUAGUAGUUAUCAGAAUAUUCAUGGAAAUUCUAAUGGAUCACUCAACAAACUACCAUUUAUAAGAAGUCUUGAUAAUUCGAUUAGUCGACGAUCAGAUCCAGGUUCUUUAAAAUCAAAAUCAACAAAAACAAAACCUGAGAAAUCAGCAUUGACUGUUUUUUAUCCAGAACCAUCAAUUCAUCCUGAUACAAAUAGUGAUAGUUCGGAUGAUCCUGAUAUAAUUGUAACAAGAUUGUGA
Messenger RNA from Rotaria sp. Silwood1, 555 nucleotides. The record is from the annotation of a GenBank genome assembly. Lineage: Eukaryota; Metazoa; Rotifera; Eurotatoria; Philodinida; Philodinidae.